Carassius carassius (crucian carp) is the source of this 4168-nucleotide messenger RNA. RefSeq names its product kizuna centrosomal protein (gene kiz). Gene Ontology annotation, cellular component: centrosome. Gene Ontology annotation, biological process: spindle organization. The transcript has 15 exons. Bases 89 to 2146 code for a protein of 685 amino acids. The record is from RefSeq and is a predicted model, not a curated record. NCBI's taxonomy places the organism in Eukaryota, Metazoa, Chordata, Actinopteri, Cypriniformes, Cyprinidae.
GUCUCCUGGGUAACGGUGCCUAUGGCAACCACUGUAAACAACGCGCCCUGCGACAGCGAGGUGAAGAGCGAACAAAACAGCUAACGUUAUGGCUUUCUGCAACACCGAGUAUUUCGACCAGAUUGGGAAUAUUCAAAAGAGCAUGCACGAACGGGAAAGAUGGAGACAUGAGCUGGAGGAAAAACUGUUUGCCUAUUUAAGAUCAGAAGAAAGAUUGACUAAGUUGAAGUGUGCCAAGAUGCACUGCUAUUACAAGGAGCUGUGUGAGAGAGAGCAGCAAGCAAAGACACGCAACCUUGAGCUUCUUGGGAAUGUGGAGAACUUGGCAUCAAAAAUGAAUGAAUUCUCCAUUGAUUGUAGCCGGCUGCUUCAAAAGAGGCUGGAGUGCAAGAAUCAUAUUACCAGACUAAAGAAAGACAGGAAGAAAAUGGGGAGCAGGGGGGAAUCGGAAGCAGACGAGCUCCCGAGCAGCUUCAAGCUUCCCAGCAUACAGGGAUCAUCACAGAGUGCUGUCAUCUUCACGGGUCACCAGACCUCAAACGGCUCAUCAAGAAAUGAUGGCGUCACAACCACACGCUCACCAUCUCAAACAGAGCUGAUACCUAAUCAUCCUUUACUCUCUCCUCUACAAAGUGGCCUUUGUAUGCACUCGCAUAUUUCAAAAGCCGGUGACACUGCCAUUUCAUCUGAUGACAUUCUAAACUCAGGUGAUUUUCUUGAGGGCAGACAUUUGAGUGACGUGCAUGAAAAGCAGAUGAAGUCUGAUUGGGACGUCUUUCAGAGGACAGGAGAGCAGCAUAGAUGGGAAGAACUAAACUCACCUCACACAACCCUGAAAGAAGCCGAGGUGUCCUUUCGAUCUGCGACCGUGAAGAAGCCAGCACACAUUGUGUCAUUAAAGAGGUGUCCGAGCCGCAGUCCUUCCUCAGAUACUACUGAUCCAAGAGAUUCCUCACAAUACAUGAACUCUGGAGGUGAGGAUGAGGAAGUGUCUACAGAGGAUGAAGGUGACUCUGCACCAAGACAUCAAGAUCUUUCAGAUCACACUAACAGCAGACAUCAAGCUUCGAGAGGAGAUGUUGUAAUUCAAGAACAGCAUGUAAUAUCCUUUCAAACCAAAGGUGGCACACACAAGCAGGUCAACACACAGGAAUCUGGAAGGUCUUACUCUCUCGAAUCCCCUAACAGGCUCUCCAUGGAAGGAUUUUGUCAUCUUCUGCACAGCAUUGAGCGACGUCUCAGUGCUAAAGACUUGAACCUCUACAGAAGCACAGUCCAUGAGCAGAAACUCGAUGAUAUCAUCAGUAUAUGUGGUCGGUGUGGGCGUCUAGAUGGUGUGGAACUGCAUGCGUGUGGUGCUGUGGUUCUACAGCAGCUGCCCCUGUUGUCCUGCAGUCUAUCUCACGGAUGCCUGUUACCCAGUGAUCUGAUCAACACUCACUGGUCAUCAGCUACAAAACCAGAUCAGAUCAGGUCAUGUCUGUCAGCUGAUAGUGCUCUGCUGUGGGACUGCUGCUUCAGACACUUCUUACAGCUUCAGCAACAGAAAAUCCUCAGCAUCGACCAAAUCAUUCAGCUCUUCACUCCCCUCCUAGUGCCAAAUAAUGCCACCUACACUGAGAAGGCAGGGGAGCUGUUGAAGAGGCUUCUGACCCACGAAUCUGAGAACCAUCAACCGUCAGAAAGUGAACUGUCAUCUUCUUGCAGCUUGCCCUCUCUUCUGGAUGACAGUGUGGAAAUCAAGCCCGCCAGGCCUUCCACAACAAGAGAGCAAACUGUUGGAACACAAGGAAUUCAAAGUGCUGAAGAGGACAGUGCCGACCAAAGCCCAGUGGAAAGUAUUCCUAUUAGAGAGACCAAAGCAUAUCAGCUGCUUAAACAGUCUGUGGCACAAGAAAGGCACUGGAGUGACUCAGAGGAGGAGGAUUCUGAGCCGUCAGACAUCAACAAAUUGGAGAGGUCUGAGGCGCUCCGGGACUCUUUAGCACAAAAUAGCCGGAAGACUGCAGAAAAUAAAGCUUUCUCUGCUGUCCAGUCAAAGGCAUUUUGGGGAGAAUCAGAUGACAGCAAUUCAGAGAUCGAAAUGGCCUUGCGUCCUCAGUCCCGCAACACCAGCAGCCAUGACUUUGAUGAUUUCUAUGAUUAACGUUUCUCUUUUGAGUGUUCACACUGUCAAGUUUUUAUUGUUGUUGUUGUUUGUUUCAUUGAGCGGUUAAUAUGUUUGAAAGAGAUGCCUUUAUACGAUGGCAAAACAAACAAAAAUCUUCACUGAGGAAUGAGUGCGACAUUCCACGAAAACAAAAAAAGAGCCAUCUUCUUUAUUGUGGCCAAAGACUGUGAAGGGUUUUCAAAACAUGUCGGUGUUAACCCUGCUUGAAUCUCUUUAGCUGAACAACACUUGGACCUGGUUGAAAUAGAUUAAACUUGGUUUUUAAAGUGAUUCCUUUGCACUGUGUUGAAUAUUACGCAUUUUAGAUGCUGCAGGUAUCUGGCAGUGAGUUGGAGUGGAAUGCUCUGAGUCAACUCCUAUGAAAAGCCAGUGCACAAUGGCCACUCUGCAUGCUGCUGAAACACCUUUGAACUCACUCAAGUACCCCUGGCCCAUUUAGGAGGACAAAAUGCGUUGUGCUCAUCUCAAUAUAGAAACAAACGCUCUCUGUAUUUGUGGCGGUAGAAAAGCGGUUUCAUCAGCCGAGCGCGACGCGAGCGUCUCCCUUACCGACGAUAUGCAUGCUGCAAAAUCCGCUUCUCUAAAAAAGGCACAUAUUUUUAUGCUCUCUGACUGAUUCUUGGGGGAUGUCAAGGUAGUUUUUUUAUAUUUUGCAUCAUAGGCUGUGUUAGUGUACAAAGCAUGUGACGUGCUGGCUUCGAUUCAUUGUUAUAAUAUGUCUCUCUAAUGGUUAUUUUUAGACUCCACAUGAUAGUUAAAAUUACAGAUAAUUAUGAUAAGGCAUUGAAAAGAGCACUGAUCAAACAGCAAUAUCAUUACAGUAAUAACGGCUAUUUUUCCAAAACAGUCAAUCAGUGAUAACGACAGUAACCCUUUUUCUAAUGGACCUGAAAAUAACAUUGCAAACUAAAAUUGCUGUGCACGGAUUUCCAGAACUGUUUCCCAGCCAUCAAUAAUCUACAUCGCCUGUGACAGAGGAUUGUCAUUUUGUCUGUGACUCCGGGUUCAUUUGGUUUCAUCAUAUUUAACAUGCACGGAGGCAUGUUAUCCUGUAAUGAUACCAAACCUGCAGCAUUCUAUCCAUCAGUAUGAUUCCAUUAGUUGGCUUUUAAGUAACUUUAUGAGGCCGAACCUGCUAGAGUAGGACUCCAAACUCAUUAGCCAUAAUGGCUGCAGCCAGCCUUGACCCGCACGUGUUGAAACGCGCCUGCAUAAUUUGGAGAUUGCUAAAAAGCUCCCCUCACAUAAUAUCUGUGUUAAGGAUCAUGUCAACAGAUACUUGUGUGAUGGAGGAAGCUCUGUGAGAGAGUUACAUUGCGUCGGCCCGUAACAACACCAUAAACGCUUUUUAAAGGAACUGCCUUCCGGGCGCUACUUCCCACGGACGUGCUAAUAAAAAAAAAAGUCGAACCCAGAGUGCGACUUGCAAAUGAUGUCACUUCAAAACAGAGAAAAUGUUUUGCUUUUGAUUUCUUUUGAAAGAAUGUGUGUGCGACGCCACUUUAUAAGCGGUCUCCCAGCAGGGAAGGUCAUUAAAUCAUUCAGAUUCCAAGGCAUUCACGGUUUAAAUCAUCUGUUUAAUGGCGUAUAGUGCCUGAUUUCAAGGCUCAGUUAGGAUGUCUGUUGCUGGAUCUCCUUUCAUCUGAUGAAUAAGAUCAGUCCGAUCUACAUAUUAAAGUCUUUUCUUAUUUUAUUAAGAAAGUGUGUUUUUAUCAAGCUGUUAUCAGUGUUAUGCAUGGUAUGUGUACAACAUCAAGUCAUGUGGCACAUUUCAAAGCCACUUUUAUAACUCAUGCCCUACAAAACUGCUUUCUUUUUUCAAAUGUAUAUAAUGAUUGUUAUUAGUAUUUACAAUAUUUUAGUAUUACUUGAAAAAGGCUGUGCUACUUAAUUAAGUGUGGAGUCUCUGAUAAACAGUUUUAAUAAAUGUCUUUACAGCCACUUUGAUUCAUUUAAUGCAUCCUUGCCGAAUAAAAGUAUCCUUCAAAAAAAAAAAAA